AUGGAGAACCUGACCGAGGAGUACAGUGCCGAUCUCACUGGCUUGAAUCCCCGCGAAAGAAUUGCAGCCAUCCGCAAGAUCCAGGACGAUAUUCUCGCUGGACUGCCACUCAACACCCUCUACAUUGUUCUUCACAUCCGUAAUGACCCUCCUGGCCAGAACGACUUUCAUUGGGGUUUGUAUUUCCAUGACAGAGUCACCGGUGGAGUCAAGUACCAUGUCACCAACCCCAGCAGCGAAGGCCGCGGCUGGCCCGCGGACCACGCCAGGACUGCCGGUGUAAUGAGAUCGAACCUUCUAUGUGCCCUGGAUCUGAUCGCUACUAUCCCUAGCGACAAGGUCGCUCAAGUUGAUCCGAUCAUGAGAUUCCAUGAUGAACACUUGAAUUCGAUGCCUGGGCUCACCUGCCGCGUUUGGGUUCUCACUAUUGUGAAGAAGCCCGUUGAGCAGGGCCUUGUGCGCUGCAACGACCUGAAGGCGCUUGAGGCGGAGUGCUUUGCCUUGGGCAAUCACUUCUUGAAGACUGCUGCAGCAGCUAUCCAGCCACGCCCAAUCAUCAAGUCGCGCGUGUGUCACUGA
Messenger RNA from Aspergillus brunneoviolaceus CBS 621.78, 579 nucleotides. RefSeq lists its product as uncharacterized. Bases 1 to 579 code for a protein of 192 amino acids. NCBI's taxonomy places the organism in Eukaryota, Fungi, Ascomycota, Eurotiomycetes, Eurotiales, Aspergillaceae. The record is from RefSeq and is a predicted model, not a curated record. The transcript has a single exon.